AUGACGACCCAGUUAUCCUCAGGCACCGCAUCUGCGAUGCAAGAGGUGCUAGACCGCGCUACCUCUCGUCCGUCUCCAAGUAUCCCAGGGCUGGUUUAUGGUUCGGUAAACCGUCACGGUGACUUGCUAUUCAAACAUGCCUCCGGGGGCAAGGGCCUGGAUAGUGCCCAGCCAAUGUCCCUAGAUACUGUGUUUUACAUGGCAUCUUGCACGAAACUCAUCACGAGCAUCGCUUGUAUGCAGAUGGUCGAGCAGGGCAAGCUGAAUCUGGACGAUGUGAACCAGCUCGAGUCGCUGGCUCCGGAGCUGAAGGCCGUCAAGGUUCUCGAACGCACUUCGGACGGCGGAUUUGAAUUAGUUCCUAAGAAAAGGGGAAUUACGUUGCGGAUGCUUUUGAAUCAUACCUCUGGAUUUGGAUAUGCAUUCGAAGACCUCAAACUGAGAGAUUGGUCUCGUCCUCUCGGUAUGGACGACUUCUCUGGACAUGAAGCCGACGUGCUCCAUCGACCACUUGUCAACCAGCCCGGAACUACGUUCCAGUACGGAGUUGGGGUGGACUGGGCUGGUAGACUCGUCGAACGUGUGAUGGGAAUGUCUCUCGAAGAUUACUUCCAGCGGUACAUCUUGCGGCCGAUUGGUAUUGGAUCAAUUACUUUCUUCCCGUCACCCGAGAUGAUUGACAAACUCGCCUACAUGCAUCAGAGGGCGCCAGAUGGGACGCUAAGUGUGACUGAUCACAUAUAUCGGUACCCUCUUUUACCUUGCAGGCCUGAUGAAAAGGAUAAGAGGUUCUGCAUGGGCGGAGCAGGAUGUUUUGGGAAACCGGUUGAAUUUUGUCAGCUCAUUUCAGUACUGCUUAAUGAUGGAACACACGCAAAAACGGGAACUCAGCUUCUAAAGCCAGAGACGGUGGCAGAAAUGUUCAAGGACCAAAUCCCCGACAAGCCGCGAUACUGCAAUGAGUACACUCCAUCCGGAAAGCCAUUGCUGGCGAACCCAUGUCCUCUGGUUCCUUGCGCAGACGAUCUCACGGAAGGGUGGGGACUCUCGUUCUCGCUGAGCCAUCGCAAAAGCGACACUGGUCGAGCUGCAGGAUCCGGCUCGUGGGAAGGGCUGGCAAAUCUGUUUUGGUUUGCUGACCGGGAGAAUGGAGUUGGCGCAAUUAUUGCCUCGCAGAUCCUUCCUUAUGGAGAUCUCAGAGUACUUGAAAACAUGGACAAGGUUGAGAAAAUGAUGUAUGAUGAGCUAUUGGGCUCUUGGCUUACAUAG
Molecule: messenger RNA, 1269 nt
Organism: Aspergillus steynii IBT 23096
Lineage: Eukaryota; Fungi; Ascomycota; Eurotiomycetes; Eurotiales; Aspergillaceae
Product: serine hydrolase domain-containing protein
Exons: 5
Coding region: 1-1269 (422 amino acids)
Source: RefSeq, a predicted model, not a curated record